Messenger RNA from Salvelinus sp. IW2-2015, 2847 nucleotides. RefSeq names its product small ribosomal subunit protein mS27. Lineage: Eukaryota; Metazoa; Chordata; Actinopteri; Salmoniformes; Salmonidae. Gene Ontology annotation, cellular component: mitochondrion. Gene Ontology annotation, molecular function: protein binding. The record is from RefSeq and is a predicted model, not a curated record.
UCAUAUAUUGGUAUCGUCCCAAGAUGGCAGCCUACACUUUGAAGCGUUGUUUAGGAGCUGUCAAAGUUAUCCAGAAGUGUGGAAAUCACAGUUUUAUAGCCAGAAGAUGUCUACUUUCCACACCAUACACAGACACCAAAUUAUGGGACGCAAGAGAGAAAGAUCAUCAAAAUCUGGCGUUGUUGGCCGCCUUGAUGGAUAGGACGUACGACCGAAACUUCCCUGUCAGCUCCCUGUCAAUAUCACGUUUUGUUGACAACAUAUCGUCAAGAGAAGAGGUUGAGCAAGCAGAGUACUAUCUGUAUAAAUUUCGCCACAGCCCAAACUGUUGGUACCUCAGAGACUGGACUGUCCACAGCUGGGUCAGACAGUGUCUCAGAUACGGGGCCAGAGACAAGGCCCUGCACACAGUCAAGAACAAGGUGCAAUAUGGAAUGUUCCCAGAUGUUUUCACGUUCAACAUUCUGAUAGAUUCCUUCAUAAAAGAUGAAGACUUCAAAGGUGCCUGUUCUGUCGUGGAAGAGGUGAUGCUUCAGGAGUCUUUUGAUCUGCCCACAACACAGAUCCUGUCCCUGUAUGCACUUAGCAAUUACCUUGCAACCAAACCAGAGCUCAGCAUGUCAGAGGAGAGGGCUCUGGGAGCAUCGCUGCUGAUAUCUGGUCUGAAGCAGGACGGCUCUAUAGGCCUCAGCGCUCAACUGCUGGGCUGUGCUUUACUAGGUAAGGUGGAGAUGGCGGCAGGGAUCCAUGCUGUGUUCAGGGGCAUGCCUCUGAUGUGGACCCCAGGGUAUCUGGGCCGGGCCCUGGCCGUCAUGGAGAGAGUAGCUGCCGCUCCCGGAGAUGGCAAACUAUCAAAGGAUGCUGUGGAUUACCUGGCGGGUCUGUUGCAGGACCUAUCCUCUGCCUCAGACUCCUCCUCUGGAGAGGACGACGAGUCAGGAGGAGAGGAGGGGAAGAAAGAGGAGGAGGUGGAUGAGGACGACCAGGCAGAGAGAGAUAAGCUACCCCUCUAUGCCAGCAGGUUUAAGGAUCUGAGCGGGCAGCUCCAGUCCAGGGGAAAGGUGGACCCUAGUCCCCUGCAGGUGCUGGUCUCCAGCCUGGUCCAGCAGAGCCUAGCCUCCGCAGAGGGCCCUGACAUGGAGCAGUACCAGAGAAAGGUGGGGGAGUGGGAAGCAGAGAGGCAGCAGCUCAUCAGAAGGGAGAAAGAGAUGAGGGAGAGGGCUGAGGAGGAUAGACGGGCCCAUCAGGCAGCCAAGGCAGCUGCAAAGCAGGGCUGAUCAAACAGCUGGAUUGACCCCUUCCACUGGGGCUCACUCUACAACGAGGGUGCGUCCCCUGCAGUUUCUACCACCACAAAGCAUCAAUACAUAGUACUGGUGCUUUUUCAUAAACUGUUGGGUCCGUACAACGUCUUCAGUGAAACAUACACAAGAAGCGUGGGUCAUAUCUGAAAUAAUAUCAUAUGUACGUGAAAAGCAAAAAAUCAAGUAUUUGUCUGCUGGACAAAUGCCAUUCGCAGAUUAGCAAUAUACUGUAAACAAGAUCAAAACUCCCCAUAAUGGAAGUUUGUCUAUUAAAUUACUGUGAUCUUCAAAUAAUGAUUCUUUACUUGAUUAUUUAUACACAAAUAUAAACAAAGCAAAGACUUAGUUUGUAGUUAUAACUUUUAAGUGGUUUUACACGUAAUACUCAUAACCUCUGUUUUGUCCUUAGCUUUGUUUUCUUUAGAUUUUUUUUUUACUUUUCUUGAAAGUAUAUUGUAUUUCCUGUUGUGGACAUCAACAUGAUGUUAUUGGUCUAGCUCCAGUCUAGUGAUUGUUAAGCCUGAUGGUCACUAUGACCUCAUGUAAGCCGAAAAUAAGAAAUGCGGGGGAAAUCCUCCCACUCCUUUUCCUCUCGUCUAUCAGAAUGAGGUGUUUGUGAGCGUACAUGCAGGCUGUGUGCGCUGGUGUGUGCGCGUGCAUGGGUUUUCUCCCAGGGGAAUGAAUACCCAUGUUAUACAAUCCUAGGGGAACUGAUGAAUGAUCUAGGGAAAACAAAAUGUGUCCUUUACGCAGGCAUGAAUACAGUUGCAUUUCUUAGCCUUAUCUGUAGGCCACAACCACAAAGAAAAGCACACUAUCAUAGAUCCAGAUCGUAGGUGUAUUGCUUGGCCCUGUUUUAGACGUUGAGAGGUCUUUCUGUGACGUCUGGAAAAUUGUAUUGUGUAUCAAAACAGUGGCAUAACGGUAAAGUAUGAAUUAUGUAUUGAGACUUUAGUAAACUGCAACAUAGCCUACUCAAGUACCACAGGCGAAAACAUUUCUGGCUAAGUUAUCCCUGUUGUUUUUUUUCAUUUGGGGGGAGAUAAGUCAUCAAUGGGGAAAAAUAACUGUUGUGGCUCACAUAAUGUGUUCAUUCCACAUAAUGCUACAACUAUUGAGCAUUCAUGGCAUGGGCUUGGGAAACUGCCUGUUAUGUAGACUAAGCUGAAUAGACAGCACAAAUACUUUUAAGUCACAAACAAGAGCCAUUGUUGUGUGGAGGCUCCAUAUUGACUCCCUAAGAGUUAGUCAGAACCUUUUAUUUGCUAAAAAUAGUUAUAUCCUACUAGAUCUGCCAAUUGCAAAUUCCCAUGGAUCGGAUCUGUUUUUAUGUUAUAAAACAUACAACAUUCCAUCAGACAAGCAGUAACUGUAUGUCAUCUGAUUGAAACACAUUUUCCGAUUAUGACAUCAAAGAUUGUUGGCUACUUAAAAAGUGUGAGAAAGUCUCUGACUUUAAGGUCCAAUGCGGCCAUUUUUAUCUCCAAGUCAUUUCUGGGUAAUCAAAUCAUUUCUGGGUAACAAUAAAGUACCUUACUGUGUA